UUCUUAUUAUUGAUAAUUUAUUUUACUAUUCCUAUAAAGCUCUUCAUCGCCAAUCUCGAAACCUGAACAUUUGCUGGUGAGUCAAAAUGGAGGAGGCAAAGAAUAUGGCGUUGCUGUUCUUUAUGGAUCAUUUGAUGCAAAAGAAUGGUCGGCGAACUAUACACGACCUGAGCUGCCAGUUUGGUGCACGCGGAUUUUCUGAAGAAAUGCGAAACGCCGUUGGCACCACGCAGGAGGGGCUUACCGAAUUUCUUCAGCAGCACCCAUCCCUCUUCACCCUUGAGGGAGAUCAGGUGAUAUUGAAUGGAUUCGGUGAUAUAACAGCCAAAAACAAUCCCCUUCUACAAUCCGCAUCUCGUAAUCGCGAUUAUGAAAAAGAGGCUGUGGAGUUCUUUGUCAUGAAGCUUACAAAAUUCGGGCCGGAAUUGCAGAUAAAAUCCCUACUUGGUCAUCGCUCACAAGCUGCACCGGAGGUUCGACUUGUGUCUGGGCGUCAUCUCAAAGAGUUCUGCGAAUUUCUACAGUCACAGAGUGAAUAUUUCGUUGUCGAAGGGGACCGUGUGCGUUUGAAGAAUAUGCCAGAGCCAGAUGAUAAUGCUAUCGAACUUGAUGAUGAAGGGAAACCGCUUGCUGGAGUGAAAGCUAAGCAGGCCGCCGUCGAAUAUCUAAAAAGCGUUUUGGAACAGAAUGAGGACCAACCAAUACCACUGGAUAUGUUUUAUCAACGUUUCUGCCAACGUUUCUCACAUUCCAUAAGACAAGACGUCGCUACUAAUCCCAAAGAACUUUUACAAUUUUUGAAACUCAACCGAGGACUAUUCUUUAUUAGAAGUAACAAAGUGACUCUGGUGAAGAACAGACCAUCUGAGGAUGGUAGUGAGAAUGGAUCCGACGAGGGCGACUUGGAGAGCAAUAACAAUAGCGUUUUCCCAUUGGACCAAAACGCUUUAGCGCGAAUUCAUUUUGUGAAAGCUCUGAAACCCGCACAGGAACUAGUCGAGCGAUUGUGGCAAGACAUCAAUACCCAAGAGAAAAAAGUGGUUGGCUUAGAUUUCAAAACUGUAACUGUGGGUAUCGAUGGCGAACUCUUCUUAUCCUUGUGUGUCGUAGCUACUCAAUCCCAGAUUGGUGUAUUUGACCUUGCCUCCAGUGAUGUUAUUAUCAUGGAAAGUGGUCUCAGGGAUAUAUUGGAAAGCGACAAGGUCACAAAGGUGAUUCACGACGCUCGACGUGUUGGAUCUCUGCUGGCUCACAAAUAUGCUGUACAUAUGGUUAACGUUUUCGAUACACAGGUAGCACAUUCGGUGCUGCAGCACGACAAAUUCGGCAAGCCACUUCAUGAUAUGCGGUCGAUUUCGUUCGUCAAUCUUCAGCGCGUUUAUUACCCACAGUCGAUAAUGCUUAGUGACGUUACACCUCGGAAACUUAGUCAGAGUCCAAACUGGGGCAUACGUCCCAUGAGCGAUGAGCUUUUACUCACUUCUGUUGAAGAAGCUCACUGUCUGCUUUCUGCACUUCACCAAACGCUCUCUAAUCUAAUACCAGUUCACCUACGUGGCCUUUUCGAGGAUAAAUGCAUAGAAAGCUUCAACGCGGGGUCGUGGGCCGCCACCCACCUACAUGCAGCAGUCGUAUGGGGAACGCGAUGCGGGGUGAAAAUUGCGAGCAAGAACCUCGAUGAGGUUGAUGAGUGGCUUUCGGAUGGUAAAGAAAUGUGUCGCUUCCAGCGUGUGCGUAAUGAUAUAUACCAAGUCGGUUGUAUAACAUUGCUAAUCCGAACAAGGUAUUGGAUACUAAAAUACCCAUUCUGGACUGCUUAUGACGCAUUCUCAGUGACGACUUAA
Cylicocyclus nassatus is the source of this 1844-nucleotide messenger RNA. NCBI's taxonomy places the organism in Eukaryota, Metazoa, Nematoda, Chromadorea, Rhabditida, Strongylidae. The record is from the annotation of a GenBank genome assembly.